This is a messenger RNA of Nicotiana tabacum (common tobacco), 673 nucleotides long. The record is from RefSeq and is a predicted model, not a curated record. Lineage: Eukaryota; Viridiplantae; Streptophyta; Magnoliopsida; Solanales; Solanaceae.
CACUACUAUUCCACGAUUAUUUUUAUAAAUUCCUUUUUUUGACUCCUUCCUUCAAUCAAGUUCAAAGACAAUCACAGGCUCUCUCCUUCUGUCUCCACGUUACUAAUUUUCCGGAAUUGCAAAUCCUCAUUCUUCAAUUAUUCUUUUAAAUAUAUUUCCCCAUAUAAUCUGUUUAAAUGAUAAUCAAAUUUUUGUGUCGCACCCCUUUUCUUUCCUAUGUCACCUCCUCAAGAACUUCAUUUUUUAGCUCAAAACGUCACUUCUUCUCUAAUUAUCCGACAAAAGUCAUCAGUUUCUGCAAAAAUCAAGGCAAAUUGACCAAGAUUAGGUGUAGUAUUUACCUACACACAAGGUCCUCUGUGAGUUGCUCUGUAACUCCAGCAAUGGCAAGGGAGAAGGAAAUGGAACAAGUGGACAGAAUAUUAGAUGCAAAAGAGGAUGACCAUGGUGGGGUGACAGUGGAAAUGACUAAUGAGCCCUUGGACCCUUCUGUCUUUGGUUCUUUGCUUAGAGCCUCACUUUCUCAUUGGAGACAACAGGUGGACAUGCUUGCAGGGUAAAAGAGGUGUUUGGAUCAAGUUACCUAUUGAGCUUGUAACGCUUGUUGAACCUGCUGUUAAGGAAGGAUUUUAUUACCACCACGCAGAACCAAAAUACUUGAUGCUUGUGAAUU